AUGGUACGGUACGUCACCUUAACAUUCAAGUUGUUGUUUUUCCCCCAGACCCUCCAGAAGCACAGGCAUCACCCACCCAUUCUCCAGGACAAUUCUCAGACACUAGCAGCUCCCUUUAAGGAGCUAAGUCACCACCGUACUCCCAGUGAAUCUAUUGGAAAUAACUACAGUCCCCGGGCUCAGGGGCUAAAGAUUAACAAACUCCAGCACAUCCCUAUUAGUAAAUCCUUGGCAAAACCAGUAGGGCCUUCAUGUUCCUCUAAUAUCAAGCCCAGGUGCCGACCCAUGAGUCCUCAGGAGCAGUUGGACAUCUUACACAGGGAAGAGGAGACGAUGAGGGCCAUGCAGACAGAACCCACGGAGAGAGACCUCGAAAGGUACACAUACUAUAUCGCUAAUGGUGUCCCCAGCUCUUUGCUGGCAACCCAGCCACUUCAGCAGAUGAUGAACAUCAUGCGCCAGCUGCCUCCUGAAACUGAGGAUAGUAAUAUACAAGUCAAGAUUAUGAGGGAAAACAUGAAAGAAGAGGUCACAAGAGACUAUUGCUUCACUCUCAGGAAGAGCAUAGUGGACUACAUUCUAAUGGACCCAUCCGAGUGCCAGAGGCUGUCCAUAUGCAGCAUCCCCAAGCCUUUUCCCAGGAGGGUGAUCCGCGGGCCAGUGCCUUGGCACACUAGUUACAGGAAGGUCUACACGUGGCAAAACCAACAUCUGUUUACUGUCAGUCAAAUAAUGAUCCUAUUACAGGAUAUCUGGCUGAGCAGUUGGCUGCCUCACUGUGCUUCAAUCAUUGACACUUCCCAGGCCCUGUGGUUGCCCCUCACACACGAGGGGGAGCAGGAGGCUCUGGUUAUUGUCAAGGAGUUCUUCAGCUGUGUGGCUGCUCUCAUGUCAAUGCAGCUCCGAAGCUUGGUUGUAGAAUCACUACAGGACCUGUUGUAUAUCUUCACUAAACAUGAGGACGGCAAUGACUUUGGCGAGGUGUUUGAUGAGAUGAAGUACAUUCAGUCUGAGGUGCUGCAGGUUGAGCUGCAGGUGAAGGAGCCUCACAUUGACUUCAGUCCAAGCCUUCAGGAAUGUUGGGAGUUCAUCCACAGAGGAUUCAUGCAAAUCAUCAAAAGUGCCGAGAAGAUCCCAAGGGUACAGUAUUUGAGCGUGUAUCAGAAAUACAGCAAUCUACUGGACCAUACAGCAAUACAGGAAAUCUCAUCUUUUCUCAAUGACAGACAGUCGUUAGAAGGAUUUAGAGAUAAAAUUGAGAGCUUUAAUCACUUACGGCAGGAGAUUGCCUCACUGCAUGUCACGGUGCCCUUGUCCAUGUUCUGUCUGCAUGCUGGCAAGCUGAAUGAUGACCUGUGUGGCCGUGCUGAGAGACUGAAAGACAAGAUCAUCAUGUUUGAAAUGAAGGAACACCGAGAGCUUAAUGAGGGGAUAUGUCGGAAGUAUGAGGAAAUUACCGAGACCAUCAGAAGCACUCCAGAAACCACAGAGGAGUUGGUGUCUCUAAACCAGUAUAUCAACAUAACCAGUAAUGUGACCACUCGCAAGCUGAUGGAUGAGAUUGAUGAGGCAAGAUUCCACCUGAGCUUCCUCCUGGACUACGCCACUCUACCCCCUGAUGACUUGAAGCUGAAUGCCUGUGUUUACCAUUGGCCCAAUAACAUCCUGACUGAGCUGGAAGACAGCAGGAUUCAUCUGGCCACCAUGAAAGAACAGGCUCAGGACUUUCUGCAAAACAGGUUUAUGAACACUUUUCACGCUCUGUCUCACACGACUGUUGACACCCACAGCUGA
Molecule: messenger RNA, 1794 nt
Organism: Pungitius pungitius (ninespine stickleback)
Lineage: Eukaryota; Metazoa; Chordata; Actinopteri; Perciformes; Gasterosteidae
Product: dynein axonemal heavy chain 3-like
Exons: 10
Coding region: 1-1794 (597 amino acids)
Biological process (GO): microtubule-based movement
Cellular component (GO): dynein complex
Molecular function (GO): minus-end-directed microtubule motor activity; dynein light intermediate chain binding; dynein intermediate chain binding
Source: RefSeq, a predicted model, not a curated record